Messenger RNA from Columba livia (rock pigeon), 2206 nucleotides. RefSeq names its product mitotic spindle organizing protein 1 (gene MZT1). Gene Ontology annotation, biological process: microtubule nucleation by interphase microtubule organizing center; mitotic spindle assembly; gamma-tubulin complex localization. Bases 107 to 325 code for a protein of 72 amino acids. The transcript is spliced from 3 exons. Lineage: Eukaryota; Metazoa; Chordata; Aves; Columbiformes; Columbidae. The record is from RefSeq and is a predicted model, not a curated record. Gene Ontology annotation, cellular component: spindle; gamma-tubulin ring complex; centrosome.
UGCUGGGGAUUCGAACGAUGUCGGUCUGAGGGAGGGAAGAGGGGGAAACGGUGGAGGGGACUCGUUCCGGUUCCGGGUGGGAGGUGAGAGACGGUGCCGGGUCGCCAUGGCGAGCAACGCCGCCAGUCUCAACGCGGUGCGGGAGACCAUGGACGUUCUGUUUGAAAUUUCAAGAAUAUUAAACACUGGCUUGGAUAUGGAGACAUUGUCAAUUUGUGUGCGGCUUUGUGAACAAGGGAUAAAUCCAGAAGCAUUAUCAUCUGUUAUUAAAGAACUACGUAAGGCUACAGAAGCUCUAAAGGCUGCUGAAAAUAUGACAGGCUGACAUGGGAGGAGAUUUCUGCAUGAGAAGAAUGCCAAGUUAAAAUUAAGAGAGACUUUGAAGAUUGCCACUGUUCGGGAAAAAAAGUGAAAUGAGUGUGUGUGCAAAGGUUUCAGAACAUUUCUGUCAUCUUCUUGAAAAGGAUGAUGCAUAGAAUAGCUUUGAAAAGUUUUUUAACAAGUUCACCAAUAAUCUUAUUACUUGGUAUUUUUGUGAACUAUUCAUGAAUAUAGUGCAAUUGUUCUUUGGCAUCCGGUAUUUUUUAAACCAUGUCAGAUACUGCACACUUGCUGAAAUUACUAGUGUGUAGCAACGAAUAUUGUUACAAUGAGCAUAACUUGUUAAUGCAUCCUUUAGAACUGCUAGUAUAUUCUGGUCUUUAUCUCUUGCUUUGAAAAACUACAUGUACCACUUUAGUUUUGCUUUAUGGACCAGAUAGGAAUGAAACCCAUCCUGACUUUAUUUUAAUUACUGUGAGCACAGUGACUUAAGUCUCAAUCUGAAAGUAAGAAAUAAAGCAUUUUUGAUAAUGUAGGGAAUUACUUGUCCUUUUGAUCCAAAUUGCUGGAAUAAGUGGUUUUUUUAACUUGGAUAACAAAAGGGCUUCAGUUAUCCAUGUAGAGAUGUAUGUAAAUUUAUAUUUUAGAUUAUAUGGGAUAUUUUACAGAGUUCAAAUGUUACAUUUGUUCUGACCACUAGAUCUAAAAGUAUUAAGGCUAUAUUGUUACUUCCUAGUCAAAGAAUAUAUGAGAAGCAUCAGAUUUGGUUGAUGGGAAUCAAUGAGUCUUAAAAAGCCAUUUGCUACAGGAAUGUCUGCUCAUUCAGCACUAGGAAUCUUCACUGAUGCCAAAACAAGUGUUCAUGCAGUAAACUGUUUAUCAUGUUACUUUUCAGUAAAUAUCCUUGCAUCCAGAAAUUUUAUUUCAGAAAAAAAAGGUUUCCUGAGUAUUCUUCAUCUGCUUGCUGUUUAAGCUUUUUCGUUGCUUUUUUACAAUGGCUACAAUGUGUAGAGUUAAUAGGACCUAAAGUAGCUUGUAAGGUUAAUAGGGUGGAGCACAUUUGUAAAUGAACCUGGAAUUUUAGUUAAGCCAAACUUUAUGCAGAGAAAAAAGUUCUUUCUACUGUAAGAGUUUACCUCAUGUGCACUCUAGGUCAUAGCUCUACAAAAAGUCAUCAAGGAGGCUAAAUACUUCAUAUUGCUGGCAGAGAGAGUAGAAAAAUAUUUAUAAUUGCACUGAAUCACUGGCCAAAAAGUCAUUCCAGGAGGAUGCUGUGAACUUCUGGAUAACCAAGCUGGGGGACUUUUAAGUAUGAAACAUUUAUUUCUAGUAUCGACAAUGAAAUUUAUCCUAGGAAAUUUGAAACGUCAGUAAGACAUCAAGAAAACGCCAGAUCAGAUCAACACAAAUUAGCAGUUAGCUCUUCUACUUGACUUUAUCUACACUCAGUGCUAUAUGUCAGAAAUGAAAAAAGACUGGGAAGCAUUCUUGCUGUUUUCAUGAGCCAUUUCUAAGUCUCACUUACAAAAUUUUCAAAGAUUAAGUUUCAUGUAAACUGUAGCAAAUUUGCCCAAGAUAAUUAUGAAAUCCUAUUAAAGUGCAUGUUUCUGAUGGUGCUUUUUCUUUUCCUCCAUUACCAUAACUUUGGGCAAUACAGGAAUUCUGAUGACUUCCCUUGCAUGUCACUCUCUUGAUUACUUUGUAUUUAUGUAUUUCCAGGGGGUUUUCUGACUUAUUAGUUUGAUUUCAGUUUUGGUUCUGUGUCUUUUAAAUGCUUAAAAGCAGCUUGCAAAUGCAGUAUGAAAAUAAUUUAGAUGUAUAUCUUGAUCUGGCCAUUAAGUUGCACCCAGCAUUUUGCCAUCAAUAAACUUACUGGUUUUAUGAA